Rhagoletis zephyria (snowberry fruit fly) is the source of this 1743-nucleotide messenger RNA. It is a transcript of the gene pths, whose product is annotated as probable ATP-dependent RNA helicase DDX47. The record is from RefSeq and is a predicted model, not a curated record. Gene Ontology annotation, molecular function: ATP binding; nucleic acid binding; RNA helicase activity. NCBI's taxonomy places the organism in Eukaryota, Metazoa, Arthropoda, Insecta, Diptera, Tephritidae. Gene Ontology annotation, cellular component: cytosol.
AUUUGAGGUUAUGUUUUUCAGCAUGGAAAUUAAUUCACUUUUCUUUUGGCUAGCGCAACGUGCAUUUGAUCAAAAUUCUUUCUCCUGGUAAAUUUGGAGUUUUAGCGGGAUUGUAUUAAUUUAUUAAUAUCAAAUAAAAAUGGGUACUUCAGAUGAGGACGAAAAUUCUUCGAAUGCGAGUGAUGAUGAGCAAGAAAUAGUUGAGGAGGAGGUCGAGGAAGAAUCGACUGGUGAUGAAGCAAUAGACCAAAAUGAUGGAAUCGAGGAGGAAGCUGAUAGCGCAGAAGGAGGCGCGGCAGCUGAGAAUGUGGAAACCAAUGUCACAUUUAAAGAACUUGGCUUAACAGAUGUACUGUGCCAAGCAUGUGAGGAAUUGAAAUGGAAGGCGCCAUCGAAGAUACAGAAAGAAGCGAUACCAGUAGCCUUAAAAGGGAAGGAUGUUAUCGGCUUGGCCGAAACUGGUUCUGGCAAAACUGGUGCUUUUGCUUUACCAAUAUUGCAGGCGCUGCUGGACAAUCCGCAAAGAUAUUUUGCGCUCAUACUUACGCCCACACGUGAAUUGGCUUUUCAGAUAUCGGAACAGUUUGAAGCUCUAGGAAGUUCCAUCGGUGUCAAAUGUUGCGUUGUGGUUGGAGGCAUGGACAUGGUCUCCCAAGCUCUGCAAUUAGCGAAGAAACCGCAUAUAAUUAUAGCCACACCUGGGCGUUUGUUAGAUCAUUUAGAAAAUAUGAAGGGCUUUAAUCUCAAGGCUAUCAAGUAUUUGGUGAUGGAUGAGGCCGAUCGUAUAUUGAAUAUGGACUUUGAAGUGGAACUUGACAAAAUAUUGAAAGCUUUGCCUCGUGAGCGUCGCACAUUUUUAUUUAGUGCAACUAUGACGAAAAAAGUAAAGAAAUUACAACGUGCUUCCUUAAAAGAUCCAGUGAAAGUGGAGGUUUCUAACAAAUAUCAAACAGUAGAGCAACUACAACAGUACUACAUAUUUAUACCGGUGAAAUACAAGGAUGUUUAUUUGGUACACAUAAUUAAUGAGUUGGCCGGCAAUAGUUUUAUGAUAUUCUGCAGCACUUGUGCAAAUACUGUCCGAACAGCCUUAAUGCUGCGUGCGUUAGGUCUGGCUGCCAUACCAUUACACGGUCAAAUGUCACAGAAUAGACGUUUAGCUGCGUUAAACAAGUUCAAAGCGAAAAAUCGUUCCAUUCUAAUUUCCACAGAUGUCGCAUCGCGUGGUCUUGAUAUUCCGCAUGUGGAUGUGGUUUUUAACUUUGACAUACCCACACAUAGUAAAGACUACAUACAUCGUGUUGGCCGGACAGCACGUGCGGGUCGCUCAGGAAAAGCUGUGACUUUCGUUACACAAUACGAUGUUGAAUUAUAUCAACGAAUUGAACAUCUACUUGGCAAAAAGUUGCCAUUAUAUCCUUGCGAAGAGGAUGAAGUCAUGGCACUGCAGGAGAGAGUGAGUGAAGCGCAGCGAACAGCGAAAUUGGAAGUGAAGGAUCUGGAGGAAAGUAAGGGCAGUAAGAAAGGAAAAUUUAAGAAAGAUGCUCAUGAUUUCGACGAUUCCGAACAAUUCACCGGCGCACGGAAGCGUAUGAAGCCGCAGGGUGGCGGUGGAGGUAAGAAAAACUGGAAGAAGGCGAAGAGGAAAUGAAAUGAUGGCCAAAUGCUAAUAUUUAGUAUUGUAUGCUAUUUAGUAUAGAUAUUUGUACAAUUAGUUUAAUAUAAAAAAUGGAUCUAAAAUUA